CCGCUCCCGCCGCUCCGCUCCGCUCCGCCAUGUCCGCCGAGCCGGCCCCGGCCGCCGCCGCCGCCCCCGAGCCGGGCCCCGGCCCCGAGCCGCCGGCGGGCGGCGGGGAGGCGGCCGAGCACCGGGCGCUGGUGCUGACGGGCUUCGGCGGCUACGAGAAGGUGAAGGUGCAGGCGCGGCGCGGCGGCGCCCCGCGGCCCGGGGAGGUCUCGGUGCGCGUCCGCGCCUGCGGGCUCAACUUCGCCGACCUGAUGGCGCGGCAGGGCCUGUACGACCGGCUGCCGCCGCCGCCCGUCUGCCCCGGCAUGGAGUGCGCCGGCACCGUCCGCGCCGUCGGCGACGGCGUCCGCGACCGACAGGUUGGUGAUAAGGUGAUGGUCCUGGCUAGGUCAGGGCUUUGGCAAGAAGUGGUGAAUGUGCCAGCCAGUCAGACUUUCCUGAUGCCUGAGGGGAUGAGCUUUGAGGAAGCCGCUGCUCUUCUUGUCAACUACAUCACUGCCUAUAUGAUCCUGUUUGACUUCGGAAACCUGAGACCCAACCAGAGUGUCCUCAUCCACAUGGCUGCAGGUGGUGUGGGAACUGCUGCCAUCCAGCUGUGCAAAACUGUAGAGAAUGUCACCAUUUUUGGCACAGCAUCUGCCUCCAAGCAUGAUUCACUCAAGGAGAGUGGAGUUGCUCACCCCAUUGACUACAGAACGAUGGAUUAUGCAGAGGAGGUCCGGAAAAUCUCUCCCAAAGGUGUUGACAUUGUCCUGGACCCCCUGGGAGGAUCUGAUACGUCCAAAGCAUUUAACCUGUUAAAGCCAAUGGGCAAACUCAUCACUUACGGGGUGGCAAACCUGCUCACUGGGCAGAAGAAGAACCUCAUGGCUAUGGCUAAAACCUGGUGGAACCAGUUCAGCAUCAACGCCUUGCAGCUCCUACACCAUAACAAGGCUGUGUGUGGCUACCACCUUGGAUAUAUGGAUGAAGAAUUUGAGCUUGUUGGAGGUGUUGUAGCCAAGCUGGUUAACCUGUACAGUCAAGGCAAAAUCAAGCCCAAAAUAGACUCUGUAUGGCCCUUUGAUCAGGUGGCAGAUGCCAUGAGGCAGAUGCAAGAGAAGAAGAAUGUUGGAAAGGUCAUCCUGGUUCCUGAAGCACCCAAGGAAGAAUCCAAAAAAGAAGAGAACUAAGGAGAAAAGAUGUGUGCAGAUUGUGAAAUCAUGGUUUAACUCCCUGAUCUCUUUGGGACCUGGAAAUGGACAGAUCAGUAGCUUCCAUCUUCACCAGUACAAGAACAUCGUGGUUAAAGUUCAGAUGAGGUUUGCAUGCUCUCAUUGUGACUGACCCUUUGCCAGAUAUGCCUCCUGCCCUAGCUCUCUGUUUUGAAGCCUGUUUAUUUUGUAUGUUUUUCUAAUCACUUGUUUCUCUACUGAAUUUCCAAACUAACCUUAGUUUUCUCUGGCAGUGCAGCUGAAGCUCCCAGGCAGUUGCUGAUUAACAACUGCAUAUAGCCUGUCACUGUAAAGUCAGGAUACAACAUACAGUAUCAACUGCCAGGUAUCUCCACAGAAAGUGAGGCCUGCUAGAGCAUUUGUACUGUCACCUCUGAGAAGCUUGUUCAGCAGGAGAAUGAGCCAAACUUGGGAUAUUUCCUCAACAGCUGGAGGAAAAGCACGGCUGGCAUAGUUGAACUCUAGCUCAGGCUACAUUUCUGUUUACACUAACCACCCCGCUCCCUCGCCUCCGCUUCUGUAGGCCUCUAACACCAGUCAGAUAGUAACAGGUCAUGUUGUCUUUGCCUUGUAAAUAACCAUCCUGGCAUUUUGGAGUCUAUGGCAUAUUGCACUUAAUUCGCAGUCACUUCUCUGUGCAGUCGGCGAAUAACCUGACUGGCUGGGCUGUGUCUGAAUACAGAAGAAAAGUUUCAGCUGGGUAUCUUGAUCUUGUCCAUUUUCUGAUUCCAAAGUGUGUAGGGAGAUCUAAACUGUGUCUGAUUUUUAGAGACCAUAAGGACUCAACUGUGUCUCAAACGACUGGAACAAUU
Messenger RNA from Tyto alba (common barn owl), 2026 nucleotides. RefSeq names its product vesicle amine transport 1 (gene VAT1). Gene Ontology annotation, molecular function: oxidoreductase activity; zinc ion binding. The transcript has 6 exons. Lineage: Eukaryota; Metazoa; Chordata; Aves; Strigiformes; Tytonidae. The record is from RefSeq and is a predicted model, not a curated record. The coding region runs from base 30 to 1172 and encodes 380 amino acids.